This is a messenger RNA of Hyalella azteca, 3297 nucleotides long. RefSeq names its product cadherin-23. The transcript has 22 exons. Bases 1 to 3297 code for a protein of 1098 amino acids. Lineage: Eukaryota; Metazoa; Arthropoda; Malacostraca; Amphipoda; Hyalellidae. Gene Ontology annotation, biological process: homophilic cell-cell adhesion. Gene Ontology annotation, molecular function: calcium ion binding. Gene Ontology annotation, cellular component: plasma membrane. The record is from RefSeq and is a predicted model, not a curated record.
AUGUCGAGCUCGGGACCUCGAGCGCUGCUAUCACCUCUCAUCCUGAUAUUGGUGAGCAUUCUUGUUCUGUCGGUCGCUGCUCUAGAAUGUCCAGAGAUUUUGGAUCCAAAUCAAGAGUGUCUUCAGAACGGCGAGAUCGUGACGUUCCCAGACAAUUGCAAUAUCAUCGUCAACGUAUACGAAGACUGCGAGGUGGGAUCGUCGCUCUUCACUGUUGCAGGUUCUGCCGUUUCAUUUAGCGACACUUCCACCUGCAGAGGAACUAUCGCCAUUGGCGACACUACAGCGGUUGUGCUGACCAAAGCACUCGAUGCUGAACUUUGGAGUUCACCUCCGUCUUGUGUACAAGAUAUCACAGCCGAUGGUGACGUGUUCGCGGCCCUUUUUCAAACCGUAGAUGUUGAUGAAUUUCCGCCUACGCUGAUCCAACAGGCGCCUGCGGUCACUCUCUACACGAACGAAAACAACCAGCCGGGUUUUCUGUUGCUCGCCAUCAACGUUAGCGACCCAGACUACGGGGAGACUUCAACCUUGAGUGGAAUUCUGCUCAAUACUUUUGACGACCGAUUUGCCUUACGCCGAAAUGUCGGAUGCGAGACAAGUUCCUGUGAGCUGAUCACAUUUUUCCUCGUGGUGGCCAAGACCCUCGACUAUGAAAUAAAUGAUAUCUUCUAUGAAAUUGAAGCCAAAUUUACGUCUUCUGACUCCCGAGGAGGCCAGAGCUGGACGCAGAUUGAGGUGGUGUUGUUCGUCAAUGACUUGCCAGACUCCCCGCCCUUCUGGCUCCAGAUCGUGCCGACCGUCUCGGUGCAGGAGUCAGACGAAGUGGGCAGGGAAGUGUUCAGUGUGUUGGCUAGAGAUCGAGACAUCAGCAUCGACAACGACAUCAACUAUGACAUCACUAAUGGCAACGAUGAAGGCUACUUCGCAAUAGACGCAGUGACGGGCGUCGUGACAACAGCCAAGGCGAUAGACAGGGAGGUUCUGUCAGCGACGUUCUUCAACCUGGAGAUGAUGGCGUACGAAGUCCUGGCAGACGGCAGCUUGGCACCGGCCCCUAAUAACGUGACUCAGCUAACCAACGUGCAAGUCAUUGACGUGAACGACUGCGUGCCGGAGUUCGGAGCCGCCGCCAUGAACGUGACGAUGUCGGAGCUGACGGCGCUGGCGGGGGGCGGGUCUGUCGUCAUCGCCUACAUCACCGUGGCUGAUCUCGAUGAGGGUCAAGCUGGGGAGUACGAGCUUUCCAGUUCACAGCCUCAACACGUUGCGUUCAGUCCGCGUUCUGGCUCCGGGGAAACUAACUUCACGGUCACGGCUCUCUAUGUCCCUGAUAACAACAUUUACGACUAUGAUUCAAGACCAGACGAUGAUUACGACAUCAUUAUUGAGGUCAACUUUAUGAUGGUAGUAGACCUCUCACACGUCAGCUCUACCACUCUAAUCAUCACACUCAUUAUCUUCCCUCAGAUCGUCGCUACGGAGGUAAAAGACCCCUCACACGUCAGCUCUACCACUCUAAUCAUCACACUCAUUUUCUUCCCUCAGAUCGUCGCUACGGAGGUAAAAGACCCCUCACACGUCAGCUCUACCACUCUAAUCAUCACACUCGAAGACGUCAACGACAAUUAUCCUGUCUUCAUAUAUUCACAAUACAACGUUUCGAUUUUCGAAAACUUAUCAAAUGGAUUGCCAGUGACCAAAGUUUUAGCGAAGGAUGACGACAAGUCGGAUGAGUAUGGCACUGCUAGUUUAAGAUACUUCAUGUUCAACUGUGACUCGUAUUUUACCAUCAAUGACGUGACUGGAACAAUAACCGUGACUGGGCAGCAGAAUUUGGACUAUGAGCAACGUGACACAAUUGAGUGCAAUUUAGAAGCCCGAGAUCUGGAGGGAGGAACUGGAUACCUGAAAGGAACGUCGACGUUGAUCGUGAAAUUGGUAGAUGUGGACGACACUCCCCCCGACAUUGCAGUCAUGUCAACCUCGUACGAAGUGUUAGAGAACGAGACUGUAGGCAGCGUACUGAUGUCGGUCUCGGCUACAGACAAGGACACCGACGCCGCGGUUAACUUCUACAUCAUUUAUGAGGACAAUAACCAGCCAGGUGUCGAAGAUUGGUUUAUCAUCGAAGCUCGACCAUGUGAGGAAGAAGAAGGCGACUUCUGCGCCGACGUUAAAACAAAUGCCGAGCUCGAUCGGGAGACGCAAGACAAGGUGGCUAUCAAGAUCAUUGCUGUUGACAACAACACUGCCGUGAACGCUGCAACUGAUUCAGUUGACGUGACCAUAAUUUUGCUGGACGUUAACGACAAGACGCCCGUCUUCUGCGACACCUGUGCCCAGGACGACUCUGUCUACGAGAACUCGCCGAGCGGAUCCUUGAUCGCUAGGAUCUACACGCCCGUCUUCUGCGACACCUGUGCCCAGGACGACUCUGUCUACGAGAACUCGCCGAGCGGAUCUUUGAUAGCUAGGAUCUACGCCACCGACGAGGAUCUUGACGAUAUUCUGAUCUACGAUUGUAGUUCUUGCGACACCGUUGUACUGGAUAAUUCGACGGGCGCCUUAACUGUUGGAGUAAACUCCAUUGAUCGGGAGACCCAAGCCUACAUCAACGUAACCAUCACGGUCACCGAUGCUGCCGGCCACUCCGCAGUGAUGGAGGUCACAAUAACCGUUAAAGAUCGGAAUGAUGAACCUCCGGUUCUGGACGAAGCUUUAUGCGGUAAAACUUACGACGUCUUCGAAAACGCUGACAACGGAACGCACGUCGUGACGAUGACAGCGACGAACAAAGAUGAAGGUGCGCAUGCAAAAAUCAGCUACAUUCUGACGAAGGUGGUGGGCGGUACCGGCCCCUUGAGUCCCUUUGCCAUCAACGUCGAUACAGGUAAAAUAGUUGUGAACGUGGGUAAUGGAAUUAAUCUGGACAGAGAAGAGACCGCUACAUGGGUGCUGCAUGUACAAGCCAUCGACAACUGUGAAUUGAACGAGCCCAGCUGUACAGAAAGGACCAGCGCUUGCAACAUAACAAUUGACGUUCAAGACGAGAACGACGAGACGCCCUACCUACCCGCCCCUCUCACCUUAACGGCAAACGAGGCUCAAGCAGCGGAAGUGAAAGUGGAAGAUUCGGAUAUUACCGCCACCGACGACGAUCAGGAGGGUACUGCAGCUUCGGCGAUUCUAUACAUGGUCACGAAUUUUGUGGUCUCUGGAUCUGGAGAACCGGUGACACCGAUACCUUUUGAAGCGGUGAACUACAACGAAUCUAAUAAAUGGUCUUGUUUGUGA